GCCGGCUGCACAACGUGAGGGAUACGCAGGCGGGACAGGCGGCAGGAGCUGCUUCCGGCCUUGGUGGUGGUGUGAAUUGAAAUUCCGUGGCGGAGAGAAGAUGGAGACGAUUCUGGAGCAGCAGCGGCGAUACCACGAGGAGAAGGAAAGGCUCAUGGACGUCAUGGCCAAAGAGAUGCUCACUAAGAAAUCUACGCUCCGGGACCAGAUCAAUUCCGACCACCGCACUCGGGCCAUGCAAGACAGGUAUAUGGAGGUCAGUGGGAACCUGAGGGAUUUAUAUGAUGACAAGGAUGGGUUAAGAAAGGAAGAGCUCAAUGCUAUUUCAGGACCCAAUGAGUUUGCUGAAUUCUAUAACAGACUUAAGCAAAUAAAAGAAUUCCAUCGGAAGCACCCAAAUGAGAUCUGCGUGCCAAUGUCAGUGGAAUUUGAAGAGCUCUUAAAGGCACGAGAGAAUCCAAGUGAAGAGGCACAGAACUUGGUGGAAUUCACAGAUGAAGAAGGAUAUGGUCGUUACCUUGAUCUCCAUGACUGUUACCUCAAGUACAUUAACCUGAAGGCAUCUGAGAAGUUGGAUUAUAUCACAUACUUGUCCAUCUUUGACCAGUUAUUUGACAUUCCUAAAGAAAGGAAGAAUGCAGAAUAUAAGAGGUACCUGGAGAUGCUGCUUGAGUACCUUCAGGAUUACACAGACAGAGUGAAGCCCCUUCAAGAUCAAAAUGAACUUUUUGGGAAGAUUCAGAACGAAUUUGAGAAGAAGUGGGAAAAUGGCACCUUCCCUGGGUGGCCGAAAGAAACAAGCAGUGCCUUGACCCAUGCUGGAGCCCAUCUUGACCUCUCUGCGUUCUCCUCCUGGGAGGAGUUGGCUUCCCUGGGUCUGGACAGAUUGAAAUCUGCACUCUUAGCUUUAGGCCUGAAAUGUGGUGGGACCCUAGAGGAACGAGCCCAGAGGCUGUUCAGCACCAAAGGAAAAUCACUGGAGUCUCUUGACACCUCUCUGUUUGCCAAAAAUCCAAAAACAAAGGGCACUAAGCGAGACACUGAGAGGAACAAAGACAUUGCUUUCCUAGAAGCCCAGAUCUAUGAAUAUGUGGAGAUUCUUGGGGAACAGCGACAACUUACUCAUGAAAAUGUACAACGCAAGCAAGCCAGAACAGGAGAGGAGCGAGAAGAGGAGGAAGAAGAACAGAUUAGUGAGAGUGAAAGUGAAGAUGAAGAGAAUGAGAUCAUUUACAAUCCCAAAAACCUGCCUCUGGGCUGGGAUGGCAAACCCAUUCCCUACUGGCUAUAUAAACUUCAUGGCCUAAAUAUCAACUACAACUGUGAGAUUUGUGGGAACUACACCUACCGAGGACCUAAGGCCUUCCAGCGGCACUUUGCUGAAUGGCGUCAUGCUCAUGGAAUGAGGUGCUUGGGUAUACCCAACACUGCUCAUUUUGCUAAUGUGACACAGAUUGAAGAUGCUGUCUCCUUGUGGGCCAAAUUGAAACUGCAGAAGGCAUCAGAGCGAUGGCAGCCUGACACUGAGGAAGAGUAUGAAGACUCCAGUGGAAAUGUUGUGAACAAGAAGACAUACGAGGAUCUGAAGAGACAAGGACUGCUCUAGUGUUCAGAGAUGUUGCUCAACUUUGGGCUUGCCUAGGCUUCCCCGAGAUCUUUUUCUAUUUCUCCCAACCAAAUGCUCUUAUUAAAGACUCUUUGCUACGUAGUCAUGGUCUAGCAUGAGUCUUGUAGAAACAAGACAUGCUGGCAUAUUGCAGGGUUGACAUGUGUUUUAUCUUCAUUUUAUAUUAAAAAAAAAAAAAAGAUUCUGUGGGAAAAUAAAACCAGCCCUUAUUCUCA
This is a messenger RNA of Dipodomys ordii (Ord's kangaroo rat), 1842 nucleotides long. RefSeq names its product splicing factor 3a, subunit 3, 60kDa (gene Sf3a3). The transcript is spliced from 17 exons. Gene Ontology annotation, molecular function: RNA binding; zinc ion binding. Gene Ontology annotation, cellular component: nucleus; spliceosomal complex. The record is from RefSeq and is a predicted model, not a curated record. The coding region runs from base 101 to 1606 and encodes 501 amino acids. Gene Ontology annotation, biological process: mRNA splicing, via spliceosome. NCBI's taxonomy places the organism in Eukaryota, Metazoa, Chordata, Mammalia, Rodentia, Heteromyidae.